AUGGCUUUCCAGCGGCUUCUGUGUUUCGGCCUUCUGUCUGCCGCUGCCGCCCCCGCGCUUGCGGCGACAACGUGCAACGGGCGCAGCGAGUUCUGCAGUCGUUCGUACUCGAACAUCUCCCUCGUGGGCGCCCACGACUCGCCGUUCGUCGGCGAUCUCCCGACGGAUAACCAGAACAUCAACAUCACCGAGCAGCUCGAACGGGGUGUCCGCUUCCUGCAGGGCCAGACGCACAAGAAUAUCGAGGGCGAGCUCGACAUGUGCCACACCAGCUGCUUCCUCAAGGAUGCCGGCAGCCUGGUGUCGUUCCUCGAGACGGUCAAGACCUGGCUCGACGGCAACCCCAACGAGGUCGUCACGCUGCUGAUCACCAACGGCGACAACGUGAACAUCACCGAGUUCGACUCGGCCUUCGACCAGAGCGGCAUCAAAAAAUACGCCUUUGUGCCCUCCUCCAGCCCGAACCCCUUGUCCAUCAACGACUGGCCAACUCUGCAGGAGCUCAUCGAUGCGGGAACUCGUCUGGUAGCAUUCUUGGACUAUGGUGCCGACAUGAAGACCGUACCGUACAUCCUCGAUGAAUUUGCCUACUACUUCGAGACCCCCUACGACGUGACCAAUGCCUCGUUUCCGGACUGCAGCAUCAACCGACCCCCGGGUGCGAGCGCUGACGGCCGGAUGUACAUCGUCAACCACUUCCUCGACGUCGACGUCCUGGGGGCGUUGAUCCCGGAUCGUGAAGCCGCAGACACCACUAACGCUGCGACGGGCAACGGCAGCAUCGGUGCGCAAGCCGCCCUCUGCGAGUCCCUGUACGGACGGCCCCCGAACGUCGUCCUGGUCGACUUCACCGACAAGGGCGACAUCUUCGCUGCGCAGGAUGCGCUGAAUGGGUUCUAG
Molecule: messenger RNA, 900 nt
Organism: Rasamsonia emersonii CBS 393.64
Lineage: Eukaryota; Fungi; Ascomycota; Eurotiomycetes; Eurotiales; Trichocomaceae
Exons: 2
Coding region: 1-900 (299 amino acids)
Biological process (GO): lipid metabolic process
Molecular function (GO): phosphoric diester hydrolase activity
Source: RefSeq, a predicted model, not a curated record